This is a messenger RNA of Salvelinus sp. IW2-2015, 3556 nucleotides long. RefSeq names its product transmembrane and coiled-coil domains protein 1-like. NCBI's taxonomy places the organism in Eukaryota, Metazoa, Chordata, Actinopteri, Salmoniformes, Salmonidae. The record is from RefSeq and is a predicted model, not a curated record. Gene Ontology annotation, cellular component: endomembrane system.
CAGACAGACAGACAGACAGUGAACCCAGAAACACACACCCUACUCUACUCUACUCCCCUAUCCUACCCCUAUUCCCCUGUGUAUGAAAGUGCUGCACCCUCGUAUGCAGAGAGGAGGUAGUGAGAGGCACCCAGGGGGGUCGGGGGGUAGAGAAGGGGCGCAGGACUCGGGCCUCAAGAGGUGUUCCUCUCACUCAGACCACCACUCCCCUUCCAAAAUUACCCAGAAUGCCCGAGAGAGCAUGGGCGUCCUGGGCCAGGGUCUGAAGCAGCUGUUCCAGCAGCAACGCAGACGCAUGUCCCUCUCUCGCUUUACCCUAGCCUCCUCCUCUUCCUCCUCUUCCUCAUCCUCUGUGAUCUCAAUGGGUGGGCCCUCUCGCUACCCUCCCGAGGACUACCUCACCCCCCUCCAAGCCCCCUUGGCCUGUCCUGACUCUGAUCCCCCCUCUGGUGGUCUCCUUGCCCCCCCAGCUGGUCAGGGUGCCGGCCCUGUGGGCAUGAUGAGGCGUGGGACUAUCCUGCAGAGCCAGCACCGUGGGGGGAACGGGACAGGGGCAGGGGGAGGGGGAGCAGACCGGGACCCCCCUCUGAGAGGCAGCCCCCAGACCCCCCACCGCCACCCUACCUAUGAUGCACAGAAGCAUUCCGAACGCCUGCGCUCCUCCUCCACCACGGACAACACCACACGAAGUAGCCCCUCCCCUGGGUACAACCCUGGAUACGCAAUGUCAGGCGACGUGGUGCUGUCGUCAGGAUACCAGUCCACGGAGGAGACAGACAAGAUUGAGCGGUUGGAGGUGAGUGGCUUAGCUCAGACCCCCCAGGCAGUGUCGUGUGCGGAGGAUGGGUCUUUCUCUGGGGGUGACGAUGGCACCCCGGACCCCCAGCGCACCAAGCAGGCCAUCGCCCAGCUGCAGCAGAAGAUCCUGAAGCUCACCGAGCAGAUCAAGAUUGAGCAGACGGCCAGAGACAACAACGUGGCCGAGUACCUCAAACUGGCCAACAAUGCUGACAAGCAGCAGAGUGCCCGCAUCAAACAGGUGUUUGAGAAGAAGAACCAGAAGUCAGCACAGACCAUCCAGCAGCUGCAGAGGAAGCUGGAACACUACCACCGCAAGCUGAGGGAGGUAGAGCACAACGGCAUCCCUCGCCAGUCCAAGGACGUCCUCAGGGACAUGCAGCAGGGCCUAAAGGGCGUGGGGGCAAAGGUCACAGGCUUCAGCGAAGGUGUGGUGGACAGCGUCAAGGGAGGCCUCACCAGCUUCUCCCAGGCCACGCACUCUGCUGCCGCCGGGGUCGUCUCCAAGCCCCGAGAGAUCGCCUCGCUGUUCCGCAACAAGUUUGGCAGCGCCGACAACAUCCCCGGGCUGAAGGACUCCUUGGAUGACCCGUCAGGUGUUGAGGAGGGUUUGAUGGGGGCCGGGGSGAGGUCUCUGAGCCUCGCAGGCCACCACCACCUGCAGUCCAGCCCCAAGUACGGCAGCGAGGAUGACUGCUCCAGCGRUACCUCAGGGUCGGCAGGGGCCAACAGCACGACUGGGGCCCCCGGAGGCCCCCCCAGCUCCAAGGGGAACACCCUGGAGAGGAGCCAGAGCUCCAGCCUGGACAUGCUGCUGCAGGAAGUGCAGGAGCUGAGGGAAGGCCAGGGGAGACUAGAGGAGAGUCUGGAGGGACUUAAGAGCCACUAUCAGAGGGACUACACUGUCAUCAUGCAGACCCUACAGGAGGAACGAUUCAGGUGUGAGCGUCUGGAGGAGCAGCUGAAUGAUCUGACAGAGCUUCAUCAGAAUGAGAUCCUUAACCUGAAGCAGGAGCUGGCCAGCAUGGAGGAGAAGAUAGCCUACCAGUCCUACGAGAGAGCCAGAGACACACAGGAAGCCCUGGAGGCGUGUCAGACACGUAUCUCUAAGAUGGAGUUGCAGCAGCAACAGCAGCAGGUGGUCCAGCUCGAGGGCUUAGAGAAUGCCACAGCCCGGACACUGCUGGGGAAACUCAUCAACGUCCUCCUGGCCCUCAUGGCCGUGCUCCUGGUGUUCGUCUCCACCGUGGCCAACUGUGUGGUCCCCCUGAUGAAGACCCGCUCCCGGUCCUUCUCCACCCUCCUCCUCAUCCUGCUCUUCGCCUUCAUCUGGAGGAACUGGGACGCGCUGUCGGGCUGCUCGCACCGCGCCCUGCAGCCACCCAGAUGACCGCGUGGAGACGUGUGUCUCUAUGACUACGCAUGGGGGUGGAACUCUGUCCACACACACACACAAGAAGCAGGAACGGCCUAACUGCCAAUGGGAUGUGGUGGUUGUGUUGACGGACUCCGAGGAAUGAGCCUAGCUCAAUGAGGUGGGACUGAGGAGAAAGUCAGAGAAGGAGGUUAAGAUGAGAAUACCACUCAGUUCUGACAUUCAUUUAGGAAGAAUGAGACUUUGUUUACAUUUUUGGAGAUCAGAAAUUGUGUUUUUUUUUUUUUUCACAGGAUGCAUCCUGAUACUGUUUUAUUUCCUAGGAGUUAAUCAAGUAUAUUAUUGUCGUUAUUAUUAUUUCUAAUAUAUAUAUUUUUUUCUUCAUUUAAAAAAAAAUUCUGUGCCAUGUGGCGUUAAGCUCCUCCCACUCUGCACAAAGAGGAGCUGUCAGGAAACUGAUUGGAGGUUCACCUCAGGCUCAGACCCUCUGCAGAGAAAUGCUAUUCUGAUUGUCUGCCUUUCAGGAAGAAAGUGCUCUUACCUGGCUGUUAUGGGUAGAAUAUAAAAAGAUGAAUGAAUGCCCUCGCACUUUUUCCCCACGCGAUMGAUUGAUUCUGAGAUCAGAAGGAACCUUUCUACAGAGGACUCUUUGUUUCCCGGACAAUACUUUGAGGGUCACGCCUAGAGACUCCCCGUGCUUCCGUACGGUUUCUACUAGCUAUCAUUUACAUCCUUUUCAAUUAAGAUGAGGUGAUAUCAUGAAUGAUUAUGACUUCUAGAGUGUGGCACCAGCUUAGACAAGAGGGAGGGUUUAACAGUUAGGGCCAUUCGCCACAGAGCCACCAGAGACCAAAGGUACAAAUAAGGCCACUUUGCAGGAAAUGUGGAGUUGCCAUGAUACUGCUUUCACUGGUGCCCACCCAUUGUGUCAGCUGAAGURCAUGUUGAAAAGGAAUGCUGCUUUUGCCAGACAUAGACAACUGUAUCCACUGCUGUGCUACUGUUGUCCAAUGCGCUGCCUGUAUUACGAAUGUGACUCACUCCAUCACUUACUGUUCUCUCUUUCCCUUUCACUCUCUUUUCAUCCCCAUGUUUCCUCCAACAUUCUGUACUAUGUGCCAAAACUCUCCUGUUGCACCUGGUUUAUAAAUAGYGAGGUUUUUAAUGCUCUUUCUUUCUUUGGUAUGUAAAGAGAAAAGGCCCAGAGCAGGUCAUAUAGCCUUGUGGGGAUGAGAGGCAAAAUGUCAAUUACACCCUAUUCCCUUUAUAGUGCACUACUUUUACUGUGUAUAAUAGAGAAUAGUGUGCCAUUUGUGAUACAAAACAUACAGUUCUCUUCGACGAUCAGCCACUUAUACAUACGGCCGACUUGUAUGUCUCACC